AUGGUUCAAGUUGAGAUGGUUCAGGUUCAGAUGUUUCGGCAUGAUCAAAUCGGGCUAAUAAGUGUUUUGUGUUUCAAAAUGGUAUUCAAGGUGAGCCUGGUUGUGUUCAGCCUAGUUGUUGCCAACUUGAGCUUUGCUACAAAACCGGAUGAAUAUUGGAAGAAUAUGAUGAAGGGUCAAGCUAUGCCAGAAGCAAUUAAGGGCCUUAUUCAGGAUCUGUUGGGAAAAAUAGAUCCACUAUACGUUGUAGGGAAGGACCGUUUUAUUAGGGACUUCGAUAUAAAGCCUAUUGUUAUAUUAUAUGACACACAUGUUAUGUCCUUGAACCAUAACCACAUGUCUUAA
Molecule: messenger RNA, 345 nt
Organism: Cicer arietinum (chickpea)
Lineage: Eukaryota; Viridiplantae; Streptophyta; Magnoliopsida; Fabales; Fabaceae
Source: RefSeq, a predicted model, not a curated record